Bemisia tabaci is the source of this 1197-nucleotide messenger RNA. Its product is annotated as ribosomal RNA-processing protein 8. Lineage: Eukaryota; Metazoa; Arthropoda; Insecta; Hemiptera; Aleyrodidae. Gene Ontology annotation, cellular component: nucleolus; rDNA heterochromatin; chromatin silencing complex. Gene Ontology annotation, molecular function: methyltransferase activity. Gene Ontology annotation, biological process: rDNA heterochromatin formation; regulation of transcription by glucose; cellular response to glucose starvation. The record is from RefSeq and is a predicted model, not a curated record.
UACGAAUUCAAUUUUCACGUGUCGUGUCCUUUGGUCAUUUGCGUUUUUGAACCUUGUUUAUCGCCUUUGUAUACAACAAUUUCUUUAUCAUUUGUGCUGUGUGGUAAAUUAUAGAUUGAAUGAUCACGUAUCGUAAUUAAUUUGCCAGUAAGCGCACCCAGUGUGAAUUUCUUCCUAUUUGAAUGCAAUGCGUGCCGAGAGUAAAUCAAAGAAAAUGAAACACAAUAAAAACAAGACAAGCAACAAAAAACAUGUAAUGAAAAAAAAGAAACCUGUAACAAAGCCGAACAUAAUUCAGAAGAAUGCCAAGAGAAAAAAGAAAAACAAGAAGAGAGGUGGUCUUGAAAUUCCUCUCUGUACGCAGAUGGGAAUUAAUGUAAUUGACAAAGAACCUCCGAAAUUUGUGGAUAAAAAAGAAAAAAUUAAGAAGCCUUUUCCAACUUUAGCUGAACGAAUGAUAAUGAAAUUGAAAGCAGCAAGAUUUAGGUAUAUUAACGAGCAGCUGUACACGCAAAGUGGCGAAGAUGCAGUGGACCACUUCUGUAAAAAUCCAGAGGAUUUCGAAGCAUAUCAUGAAGGUUUCCAGCACCAAGUGUCCAAAUGGCCGAUAAAUCCUUUAGACUCAAUUGUCAAGUCAAUCAAGAAAAUGCUUCAAAGGAAGGAACUACCACCAAAAUGUUCGAUUGCUGAUUUUGGUUGUGGAGAUGCAAAACUUGCAGAUGCCCUCACUGACCUCAAAGUACAUUCGUUUGACCUGGUAGCAGUCAACAGCAAAGUUACUGCUUGCAAUAUGUCGCAUGUUCCGUUGCCCUCGGAAAGUGUAGACGUUGCAGUGUUCUGUCUGUCUCUCAUGGGCACUGAUCUGACUAGUUACAUCAAGGAAGCCAAUCGGGUCCUCAAACCAAAGGGCAUAAUGAAAAUUGCUGAAGUCGAGAGUAGAUUUGAUAAAGUCUCAGACUUCAUAGAGAAUGUUGAAAGAUGUGGGUUCCUGUGCACUAAACGAGACAGCACCAAGAGGCUUUUUGUAUUCCUAGAUUUUGAAAAGGCAGCAAGUUUGUCAAAAAAUCAAAAACGCAAACUUCCUGAACUGACCCUAAAGCCAUGUUUGUACAAAAAAAGGUGAUGAAUGUAACAUAACAAUUCUGCUUUCACCUUCUAUGUUUAAAAAUAAAACCAUUGUUAAUUAUUUUCCAUCAA